This is a messenger RNA of Anolis carolinensis (green anole), 6308 nucleotides long. RefSeq names its product glutamate ionotropic receptor AMPA type subunit 4 (gene gria4). Gene Ontology annotation, biological process: monoatomic ion transport; modulation of chemical synaptic transmission; synaptic transmission, glutamatergic. Gene Ontology annotation, cellular component: dendritic spine; postsynaptic density membrane; AMPA glutamate receptor complex. Lineage: Eukaryota; Metazoa; Chordata; Lepidosauria; Squamata; Anolidae. Bases 137 to 1438 code for a protein of 433 amino acids. The transcript has 10 exons. Gene Ontology annotation, molecular function: AMPA glutamate receptor activity; transmitter-gated monoatomic ion channel activity involved in regulation of postsynaptic membrane potential. The record is from RefSeq and is a predicted model, not a curated record.
UGCCAACCACGUCCUCAAUGCCUCUCUGAACGAACGAGAGAGCGAGCGAGCGAGCGAGCGCCAGCCAGAAGGAGACCCGAGGAGGAGGAGGAGGAGGAGGAGGCACACUCGCGAAAAGAGAGAGCGAAAGAGGAAGAUGAGGAUUAUUUGCAGACACCUUGUCUUGUUGUUUUCUGGCUUUUGGGGACUCGCGAUGGGCGCUUUUCCUAGCAGCGUGCAAAUAGGUGGCCUCUUCAUCAGAAACACCGAUCAGGAAUAUACUGCUUUUCGGUUAGCGAUUUUUCUUCACAACACCAGCCCCAAUGCGUCCGAAGCACCGUUUACUUUGGUUCCACACGUAGACAACAUUGAAACAGCAAACAGCUUCGCUGUAACAAAUGCCUUCUGCUCCCAGUACUCAAGAGGAGUAUUUGCCAUUUUUGGACUAUACGACAAAAGAUCUGUACAUACCUUGACCUCAUUCUGCAGCGCCUUGCACAUCUCGCUCAUCACACCGAGUUUCCCCACCGAGGGAGAGAGCCAGUUUGUUCUGCAACUGAGGCCUUCCUUACAGGGAGCGUUGCUAAGUUUGCUUGGCCAUUAUAAAUGGAGCCGCUUCGUCUUCCUUUACGACACAGAUAGGGGUUACUCAAUACUUCAAGCUAUUAUGGAAACAGCAGGAGAAAAAAGCUGGCAAGUCAGUGCCAUUUGUGUGGAGAAUUUUAAUGAUGCGAGCUACAGGCAGCUUUUAGAAGACUUGGAUCGGAGACAGGAAAAGAAAUUCGUAAUAGAUUGUGAAAUAGAGAGGCUUCAGAAUCUCUUAGAACAGAUUGUGAGUGUUGGGAAGCAUGUUAAAGGCUACCAUUACAUCUUAGCAAAUCUGGGUUUCAAGGAUAUUUCUUUGGACCGGUUUAUGCAUGGAGGAGCUAAUGUCACUGGAUUUCAGCUAGUGGAUUUUGAUACACCAAUGGUUGCUAAACUCAUGCAACGGUGGAAGAAACUGGAUCAAAGAGAAUACCCAGGAUCGGAAUCUCCUCCUAAGUAUACCUCUGCUCUCACCUACGAUGGGGUGCUUGUGAUGGCUGAGACUUUCCGUAAUCUUCGAAGACAGAAAAUUGAUAUUUCUCGGAGAGGGAAUGCUGGGGAUUGCCUCGCAAAUCCGGCUGCACCAUGGAGUCAAGGGAUUGACAUGGAGAGAACGCUGAAACAGGUUCGAAUACAAGGACUGACAGGGAAUGUUCAGUUUGAUCACUAUGGUCGCCGAGUUAACUAUUCAAUGGAUGUGUUUGAAUUGAAGAGUACUGGCCCUCGAAAGAUUGGUUACUGGAAUGAUAUGGAUAAGUUGGUUUUGAUUCAGCAUGAGCCUACAUUGGGAAAUGACACAUCCGCUCUUGAGAACAGAACAGUCGUUGUAACCACAAUUAUGCCUCUGAUGAAGAAUCCUAUUUUAAGAAAUUGAUCAAGGAAGAAAAGAGUUCCACGCUGCUGUGAACAUUCCUAACUAAGGCUCAAGCGUUAAUCUCCAGUAUAGUAGCAUUGAGAUAUAUUUUUCCAUAUGGAUUUCUGAUCCUCUGGCUGGAUGAACCGGCACUGAACCAUCAAGGAAAACCAAAAAGCUCUGUGACUGUUCUGCAAUGCCAAAAUCAUAUGGCAUUCAGUCUUCAAGGUUGUCAAGCUGUGAAGAAAAGGAUGGGGAUUUCAAGGUUCUCCAGUUGAUUUUUCCCCCUCUUAUGCCAAUCUUUAAAUUGAGGCUUUCAUAUAUGUACAGUGGAAAUUAUUGUCAAGUACUUCCAAGUGAAGUCAAGUGAAGUCAAAUGGGAUAUGAGGAAAGUGUCUGUGUUGUUUCUGUUAAAGCAUUUUGAUGUGCAUAUUAAAUGUUAUCUUGGCAAAAAAAAAACUCAAUCAGCUUUAGGAUGGCUAUUUUAUUUUCCAAAUGAGAGAACUGAAUGAAUUUUAUGUAGCAUGCCAAAGCUUCUUGCAGCAUGCUAUUUUAUGGUUCUAGGGUGGAAAACAUUCUGAAAGAGGAGUAUCUUAUUGUAUUUUUAAUCUGUUCAUCUCCUUUUACUAUAGGGCCAAUACAACACACUUCAAGAUGCAGAUGACUUUUGUCUCCUCAGUGAUUCCCCAACUUGUCAUAAAUCAUUAAUUUAGACUGAUAUAAAUGGACGCUGCUUUCCAUUGGCAUACACCAAGCAAAGCACAGCAUAGAGUUCUUCUACAUCAUAGGCUUUAGGGAAAUUUUCAUUUUUAUUACACAACCAAAAAAAGUCUUGAUAUCUUGGUUUUUAGGCCUGUUCCUGGGAUUAUUUGGGGUGCAAAUUGCAUUGGAUACACCACAUCAGCACUAGUUUCUUAAAUAAGGUUAUCAUGAGUUUUUAUGGGCAAGGAGAUGAAGACUGGUAUAUGGCAUAUGUUCUGUAUCUUAAAAACUAGAGCUAAAAGGGGUGAACUGGUGCCAUUAUUGGAAUUAGCAGGUCAAAUAUGCUAAGAAACAGGUCUAACAUUUGAGACACCAAAAUGUGUGUUGGCCAGUAUUAUCUGAAGUAAAGUCCACUUGUUUAACAACUUCUUCUAUAAUGGGUCCAAAGCACCAAAGAGAUAAGGCACCAUGAGUAGCAAAUCUCAUUUCACCUCUGAGUAGGAAUUCUUCCUCAACCCUGAAACUUUCCUUCAGUUGCCAAAUUAAUAUAGUUUUGCAAAGAAUGAGCCACUGAAACACAUUUACACCUAGAAUGCAUAUAUUUGUUGUUUUUGCAUCUCCUGGGGAUUUUAUCUGCCUCUCUUCUUUGAAUGCUAAACACUUAUCCAAAGAUAAUGUAAUUGUAAUACAAGUAAUCUGAGGUCUGAAGGAAAAUUUCAUUUUGAGCACAGAAUUUUUACUUGGGGAGAAUGAUCUUAAUUAAUCCCCUGCAUUAACUACAACCCUGCAACCAGCUAAUUUACCCAGUGGCCUUCAGCAUCCCAAAGCAACAGCAAUGGCUCCUUUUGACUCUGGCCAUCUCCAUAGUGAAUUCUCCUUAUAUCAUACAUGUUUGACACAACUGAUGCAUGUAUUGUAGUCAUUUUGUAGCUAUAUUUUAUAUUGUAUGUUUCUAUGCUGUUGUAAACCGCCUUGAGUUCAUUAGAGAAAAGCGAUAUAGAACUUUUCCAAAUGAAUAAUAACAGACAUUAAAGUUACCUCUCUGUGACAGAAAUCUAUCUGAUGAAUAUACAUGAAGUAAUAUGGUGGAGGUGAUGGAUAAUAAAGGUUGCCAUAUUUGAAACAAAACCUCACAGAAACCAAUGCAUGCAAGUUAAAAUAACAAAUUGUACUCAGAACUGCUACAACUAACAAUCAGAUUUGUAAUACGUUUGAGGAAAGUAUUGCUUGUUGAGUACAAGUAACCUCACUUUGUUGCCCUAAAAUUCUUGCCAGUAACCAAUGACUCCCCAUUGGGGCAGGCAAAUCUUUGGAGUAAAAACUGUGAAAUCAGGCUCCCAUACAUCUUUUUCCACUUUUUUUCAACUAAAUAUUGGUUGAAAUGUCAAGCAGAAAUUAUUAUGGUUGCUAUUUUGGCUGAUAAACUGUUGUAAAAGAGAUAGUAAAGGUGGGCAGAUCCUAGUUGAUAAAUCCACCCAAAAUCCAUGGAGUGGUGCAUUCACCAGAUUUUCCUCUAGAAAUAAACUGAUGUUAAUUGGUUAACCUUUCAGCAUGUAUUGGGUGUUUGAAUGUAUAGUUUUGAUCAGGUCCCUAUAUAACAUAGUCACUAACUUCUCCAGAUGUUAGACAUGCUGCAGAUCUAAUGAUGGGUGGGCAACAUGUGCCAUCAAACUUUUUUAUGGUUAUUGACUUCCUCCAGAUUUCACCACCAGUUAUCUGGACAAACUAAGUCAAGAUCAAUUUUCUUUAUCUUUUAAAUAGAUCCAUUACUACAUUUUUCAAAACCAGAAGUGCAGAGGGGUUAAAGUGGAGGGAAGGUCAUGUGGCUCAGGAAAAUGCCAGGGGCAGAAAACUGACCCUCAGAUCUGUAUCAAUUUCCCACUUCUUGAAUAAUGAUCAAAUCUGGAAACUAGUUUCAUAGUGAAGCCUAGAACUCACAGCAAACUGCUUCUAUCUCUCAUGGGCUUGUGGAGAAUGGUUGUCACAUGUUGGGCCUCUGAUGAUGGUUGGACCAAGGGAAUGUGCACCACACCUCACCCCAAGAUCUUAAGACUCUGGCAGGUUCAUACAGAGAGAUGAUAGUAUUGAUUCUUCACAUAGGAGACUUUGACGCAUCUAAGCCUAACAUGACAUAAAAAUGUUUCUAGACUGUGUCAAUAAUUGUUCUCCAUGUGUUUCUAAAUGUAAUAGGAUUCACUAGAAGUCAGAUUAUAUGUGUUGUCGAAGGCUUUCAUGGCCGGGAUCACAGGGUUGUUGUAUGUCUUUCGGGCUGUGUGGCCAUGUUCCAGAAGUAUUUUCUCCUGACGUUUCGCCCACAUCUAUGGCAGGCAUCCUCAGAGGUUGUGAGGUAUGGAUAAACUAAGUAAGGAAAGGAAAGAAUAUAUAUCUGUGUAUAGUCCAAGGUGUGGCAAGAGUUCUUUGUCACUGGGAGCCAGCAUUAAACAUUACGUCAGGAGAGAAUACUUCUGGAACAUGGCCACACAGCCCGAAAGACAUACAACAACCCAGUCAGAUUAUAGUUGCAGUAGAUUCUGCCCUCAAAUUUCUGUCUCAGGUCAUAGUAGAGUAUGCCUCCAUCUUCAAUACCAAAACAUCUGGUAUGAGAAGAGUUCACUUGAGUUGGCUUUUGAUUAAUAGGCCUCCUUAAUCACAUUCAUUUGCCUUUGGCUUCCUAAAAAUUAGGUUGUUUUAUAUAUAUAUAUAUAUAUAAUUGCUUAACUUUGAAGACAAAUAGUGGCCACUGCUAGUUUACAAAAAAUAUUUUUAUCAUUUCCUUAAACCAUGUAAGUCCGCUAAUACGAACAGUUUAACAACAGCAUAACUGCAAAGUCUUGUAAGUAUGCUUUAUUUUUCUAUCAUGGUUACCUAUUUUUUUUAAAAAAAGGUGAUAGAGUGACAUUAGUUCACUCCAUUCAAUGAUCUCUUCACAUUAAUAGAAAGUAAAUUCAGUGCCAGUGAAAAAUACUAUUAGGUUGUCCAGGGCAAUUUCCAAAUAGAAUAGGUUCUAGAAUCAGUUAUAUAUCCAGCUUUUGAAUGUGUGGAAAACAUCUCUGUCAGUAAGUUCUGCAUGGAUACUUUAAUAAAGUACUUGGCAGUUUGCUUGUUUUGUAUGCUUCUGUGCUUCAUUUGAUGCAAAGCUGUUUUGAGCAUAGAUGCCAAGAUAUAACAGAAAUUGAUUUAUGCUUCCUAAAGUAUAUGUUCUUUCACAAAGAAAAUUAAUACAGUAUAUGUAAUUUAUUUUUUAUUUUAACUUAACAUGAAAAUAUGUCAUUUUUGUGUGUAUGUUUUUAGUGGACACAAAAACAGUUUGGAUAUAACAAUUUAGUUAACAUUUGUACUAUAUGAAUUCUUCUUUUAAUUAUGUAGAGAAUUAGAUCAUCUUCAAUGUUCUUGAAGUUUUAAAAGGGAUGUGAAAUAUACAUUAAUUAAUUUACAGCUAGUUUUACAUUUCAAGAACAUUGCAAGUGUUUGAAUGCCAAAGAACUUGACAGUAUUUGUACUGCCUGUGUAGGGCAGUAGUAACUAAUUAUUAGGUACAUUUGUUAUCCAGUCCUGUGCCACAGAAUCAUCUUAUGAUAUUUCACCUACAUUUGCUGGUCAUAUAAUAACAUUUCAGCUAUAAUGGCAUAUAGUCUGUUGUCAUUAAGUCCCAUUGAAUAUUUCAUUAUAAUGGGUAUUUAAACAAUAAGUUUUAACUUUGUAAGUAGUUGCUCAGAGUAAUUGCCUGCAAUGACUAAGGGGUCUUUAUUAAAAUCUGUGGAUAUUUUUUCUUCAUCCCAGGGUACACAGGCAUAUAUUUAAGCUAGAGAUGUAAAAUGUUUGCAGGCUAAUUAACUCAUACAUUUAUUUACCAGGAUUAACCUAGCGUUGAUAAAUGUCUUUUCCAUACCAUGAAAUUGUCAUUAUAAAUUGAACACAGAGCUUAUUUAUGUCCAAAUUUCUUUUGACCUGGCCAAUUUUUUAAGAUUGAAAGUUCCCCAGCUGUGUACUAGUAGGAUUAUGAAAUAUUAUUCUAUGUGGAUAAAUCUACUCUUUUAAACAUGGCAGUGCAUUUUAACUGUUAACCAAUGUUAUAGACAUCUGCUUUCUGUAAGUCAGUCUUGUACUACUUUGACUUUCUGUGUUCAAGAUAUUGUCACUGGUCACCUGAAAUGUCAAUUUUCUGUGAAAUUAUAUUUUGUAAACCUGA